GUUUCUUCAAUAGCAAGAGAGUAUGCAAAAGGCCAGUCUACACUUUGCCUAGAUGAAGCAGACUGCUUUCCUUUGAGUUGACUACAAAAGUUGACUUCACUUCUGAGGAAAACAGAGGUUGGACUCAUGACUUUUUCCACUAGCAUUAAUUCUAACUUACCCAGGAUGUUCCGUCAAGAUAUACAAUGAUGGAACUCUUUUGGGGAUCCACAUUCAGUUAAUGAUGAUCUUGUGUUGCCUGGACAAGUCACUUAACCCUGCUCGCUCAGUUUCUUCCUCUGUAAAAUGGACUGGAGAAGGAAAUGGCAAACCCCUCCAGUACCUUCGUCAAGAGAGUCCCAAAUGGGGUCAAGAAGAGUUGGACAACAACUGGACAACAACGCAUUGCCAUAGAAACUUGAUCGUGAAAUUCUGAAGUCCAGGUAGUAAGCCAAGGGCCUGCCUGGGAGAUGCCUCUUUCUUUGGGGAAGGUAGCACUGCUAAGUGGACUACCUCACAAUAUUUUAAGAAAGGAAAUAAAACUAAUUACUAUGACUCAAACCAUAGAGCAAAUGAUUUCUUUCCUCUUAAGUUGGAAGGUUCUUCUUUCUGUGGCUUGCUUUGUUUGCUUGAGGCCUCAUUUGUUGAAUAUUCAACAGAUAUUUACUGAUUGGUUAUCAUGUGUAAGCCACUAUGGUAAGUACUCUGAGGAACAAAAGAUAGAUUAGACAUUACCUAAUUUCAAAGAGUUCACAAUCUAGUGUGGGAGAUGACAUACAUAAAUACAAGAUUUGAUUGGGACUCUCAGUAAGUCAACCUCUAAGCCUUUUUUAAAAAAAAAAUAAAAGCAUUGGGGUCAUACUGUGGGUUCAGAGACUGAAACAAGAACUUGAUUGCUUAGUGGUUCCUGUAUUUCUCCUCAUCUGCUUCAAGAUGCACAGAUCUGAUUUGCUUUGAUGCUUCUAGAAUCCACUUCAAUCAGACCGAGGGGAAUCCAGUAACAUCUAGGGAGUUACACUUGUAGUGUCUCUCCUGGUGUCUCAUCACUUUUAGGUUGAAAAAAGGCCGUGGAAUGUUUUCUCCAUUGGAACUCAAACUGCUACCUGUGUUGCUGGGUUGUAUCUUGGGUCUAGGUGACCUGGUUGUUUCUUCCUCUGAAGUGAUAGCACACGUGGGUGAUUCAAUCCUACUGAGAUGUGUUUUCCAGAGCACUAUGAUGAAACAAGUGACUAAAGUGGACUGGAGGUUCUCAGCAAGGGAGCAUGCACAGGAAGAACUCGUGCUCUACUAUUAUGCUAACCUCAGUGUGCCUUUGGGGCAGUUCACUGACCGUGUUCAUUUUGUGGGGAAAAUCUCAGACAACGAUGGCUCCAUCUGCCUGCAGGAUGUGAGAGAGGCUGACCAAGGAGUCUACACCUGUGAGAUCCAGAUCUACCAAGAGAGCUUUGUUUUUAAGAAGAAAACUAUACUGCAAGUGGUCCCAGCUAAGCCCACAACACUGAAACCCACAGAAGCCUUCAGAACUGAUGUGCUGAGUAGCUAUCAGCAUGUGAUCAUCGUGGGGAUUGUUUGCUUUACCAUCAUACUGCUUGCUGCCCUGGGAGUGUCCAUGAGGAGGAGUCAGCGCCACCACAGAUCAGGAAACCAUCCUGAGAAUACUAUUAAGGCUAAGCCAGGGGUAGAGGCACAUGUUUACUCCACAGUAACUACAGUGAUUGAAGAAGAGGAGUCAAGCAGAGAGUCAGAGGCCACCUACAUGAGCAUGCAAUCAGUUUGGCCUUCCCAGAGAGCAGAGAGGAAUAAAUCAUCUGAGAUAAUGCCAGAAACAGAACAAAGUUUUGGAGGACCGAAGUUUAUCCCAAGACCCCUAACAAAGGAAGAUAACAUCUUUCAGUAGCCAUUGAUUCCUCAUUUUUCCUGAGCCAAGUUGCAGUUAUGUCCUAAAGCUUUCCUAUAGUCUUCUUCAUGUGCUGCUUGGAUUGAGGUUUGAAGAUGGAGGCCUUCAUUUGUGAUGGAAAGAGACUUUUGGGGGGAAAGAAUCCUUAGAUGAGUAAUGGGCCAGAGGCUUAAUUCAGUAACAAAUGCAGUGCAGUAAACUAUUCUGAAGUAUUUGCUGUGUGGAGAGGCCUCUAUCAGGUUCUUGGAAGAAAAAAAAUAAGGCUAAGACGAAGCCCUUGCCCUAAUGGAGCUUAUGUUAUGUUGCCAGAACAAGUGUGGAAUCCUUUUUGAUUAGUACAUCAGACUGUUAAAAUGGUCAUGUUCUUGAAGAAUAAAUUUUUAUUGUGAAGAAGCUUAAAAAAUAUCAUAAAUAUUUUGUUUUAUGAUGGCUAAAAAUCCUCUGUAAAUGAACAUAUGUAUAUAAAAGACCUUAUCGUCCCCUUCUCCUCUCCCCAUUUUCCCCCUUCUUUUUCUACUUUAGCUGAAUAUUAGUUAGGAAAAGAGGGUUUUGGUGAGGAGUCCAUAGUAGAUAACCUCUUCAGGAGCAUUAUAUCCAGGAGGAAAGCUGUCUUGCAGCCUAGUGCGUUAUAGGAAUGAGAAAUGUUAUCUGACAGUAGGGGGAAUGGAGCAAGAGAAAGAUUUUGUCAACCUGAAAAUAAAAUAUAUUGAAUUUGGUAGAGAAUUAAGAUUUAGAACUUCAUCUCUGUGUUAAAAUAUUUAGGUCUCUAGUAUUAAUAAUCUUUUAUUUGUAAUAUGUUUUUUUAACCACCAUAAUUAAGCUUGUUCCAAGGCCAGGUCUUCCUGGCUGUACAUGGAAGUGUGGAUUAUAUUUCAAGUUCCAGAAUUUUUCUGUUCCCUCACAUCUGCAUUGCCACAUUCCAAGCCAAGCUUUCCCUGAACUCCCCUGACUGCUGAGGGUAUUUAGCAAUUUUACCUGGGCUUCUUCUUUCCAUUCCUAGCUUAGGUAGAAUAUCCUUGACCUGAUCCAGUGAUGGUGAACCUUUUAGAGAUCACUUUUAGAGACACCCCCCCCCCCCAAGUUUGCAUGUUGUGUGACCACAGAGAGGGCUCUGCAUGCCCUCUUUGGCACAUGUACUAUAGGUUCACCAUCAUGGGUUUAUUAUGUUUGAGGACACUUACUAGCUGUGUGACUCUAGGUAAGUCACUUAAUCUCUGUUUGCCUCAGUUUCCUUAACUAUAAAAUGGGGAUAAUAAUAGCACCUACCUCCCAGGAUUGUGGUGAGGCUAAAUGAGAUAAUAAUUGUAAACCACUUAGCACAGUGCCUGGCAAAUAGGAAGCACUAUAUAAAUGUUAGCUAUUAUUAUUAUUAUAAUUAACUCACCUGAAUCUUUAAGCUUUAUCUAUUCUGUUCUCUUGCAAAGGACAAUAUUCACUUCAUAUCUUAUUCAGUUGAGACUAAGAGACAUUCAGCCUUUCCCUUUCACAGCAAUUAGCCUUUAUAAAGAACACAAACAAAUAGUCCUUUAAUAAUGAUAUGUAGAAUGCUAUAUCCUGAUCACACUGUAAAAGUAGCCCAUUCAGGCAAAUAGAAUGGUUUUGAUUCUUUCUCUCUUUAUGUGGAAGGAAAAUAUGGGUUUCAUUUCUGGUCUGUAGAUAAUACUUUAUAGAAUUAAUGGGUAUUUCUCUUCCUUGAAGUAGCAUAUCCCUAAGAUAAUGGCAUUAAGGAUGCAGGGGCAAAUGGAUACACAAGUUCAAACUCCUUGUGUUGUUGUUCAAGGCUAUCAUUUUAUCUUCUUAGCAUUUUUGGAGGGUACCAUUUCCUUUAUGUACUGUGUUCUAUCCACACUGGAUUAAUCUCCAUCCCCUAUAUAUUUCCUAUACUUUCUUGCCUCAGAGACUUUGCCCAAGCUUUGUUCUGUGCAUAGCAUAUAUCCUACCCAUUUUUAAAAACAUUUUUAUAAAAAAAUUUGAGUUCCAAAUUCUCCUUCCUGACCUCCCUCUCCCAGUCUCUCAUACCCUGUCCUUUGAAGCAGUAAGCAAUCUGAUAUAGAUUUUUUAUGUGCAAUUGUAAAAUACUUUUCCAUAUUAGUCAUUUUGUAGAAGAGAUCUCAAACAACAAAAAAAAAGAAGAAAGUGAAAUAUAGUAUGUUUGGGGGGGUAGCCGGGUGGUUCAGUAGAUUGAGAGCCAGGUCCUAGGUUCAAACUGGCCUCAGGAGACUUCCUUAGCUAUGUGACUUUGGGCAAGUCACUUAACCCCCAUUGCCUGGCCCUUACCACUCUUCUGCCUUGGAACCAAUACACAGUAUUGAUUCCAAGAUGGAAGGUAAGGGUUAAAAAAAAAAAAGAUGUUUUGG
Messenger RNA from Monodelphis domestica (gray short-tailed opossum), 4233 nucleotides. RefSeq names its product junction adhesion molecule like (gene JAML). Gene Ontology annotation, biological process: cell-cell adhesion. Lineage: Eukaryota; Metazoa; Chordata; Mammalia; Didelphimorphia; Didelphidae. Gene Ontology annotation, cellular component: plasma membrane. The record is from RefSeq and is a predicted model, not a curated record.